AUGAACUUCACCAAAAAGUUCGACCGUGCCUUCCAAUGGGCCGGCGAGAAGAUGGGCCAGGAGGCCAAGACAUGCCAUACAGACGACUUCAAGGCGUUGGAGACCGAAAUGGCUCUCCGGCACGAGGGAAUGGAGCGCCUGCAAAAGUCAAUGAACACAUAUGUCAAGCACUUGUCCCGCCGCUGCGACUCGUUCGAGGACAAGGAGAAGGGCUUGCCUGUCAGCUUUCUUGGCCGGACCAUGAUCGCUCACGGCGAGGACUUCGAGCCCAAUUCGGAGUUUGGAAACUGCCUCAUCGCUCUUGGCACUGCCAAUGAACGCAUCUCGGGCAUCCAGGAAGGCUACGUUGCUAACGCCACGUCGUACUGGCUCGAGUCCACGGAGCGGUCUCUAGCCAUGAUGAAGGAAUACCAGAACGCCCGCAAGAAGCUGGAGAACCGCCGCCUCACUUACGAUGCCAACACGAUCAAGAUCCAGAAGGCCAAGCGCGAGGAUUUCCGCCUCGAGGAGGAGCUCCGCGCAUCCAGAGCCAAGUACGAAGAAUCGAGCGAGGAUGUGUAUCGCAGAAUGCAAGACAUCAAAGAAGCCGAGGCGGAGAGCACACAGGAUCUGACCAGCUUGCUCGAUGCACAGCUCGAGUACUACGAGCGUUGUGCCGAGGAGCUACGCCGUGUCCGUCGCGAUUGGGUCGGAGGGCAAGGCCACAUCUCUAGCGGCGGUCCGAGGUCUCCAGACCACGGCUCGCGCCGCGCCACUCGGAGCAGGAGCAACACGGCGCACUCAAUCUCGGAGCGCAACGACCGCACAGAGCGCUGGGCUACGCGUCAGGACAUCCACGAGGAGCCCGAGCCCAGGGACGAGCCCGAGCCCCGCCUGCCCAUCCGUUCUGGCCGCAUCACAAGCAACGGCUCUGCCUCGUCUGAGACCAGCAGCCGCCCGACAAUCACUCGUGCUAACACGUACGGGGGCACAUUUGAGGGUCCUGCCAGCCGCCAAGGUUACCGCGAGCCUCCGCCGCCCCCAAUGCCUCAGAAUGGACUGCUGCGCGUCAAGUCUGCCACGCAGCAACCGCCGCCGCCAAAUGUCAGCACUCUGCGCAACAACCUGAGACCUGUGAGCCGCGUGUCGACCAACCAGAGCAGCGACGUGUUUGCGGACGACUAUGACACGGGCACGAGCACUGGAAGCCCCGACUACGACCGUAGCGAGAGCCCAGCUACCAGCUACGGCAGCUUGAGUCGGACCACGAGCAACACUGGUCUUGCGUCAUCCGGUGUUCUGGCCAAGAAGGCCCCGCCACCGCCGCCCAGCCGAUCGAAGAAGCCCGCGCCACCCAUUCCUGCCCGCAGGGCCGAUUCGGCGUACUAG
This is a messenger RNA of Microdochium trichocladiopsis, 1368 nucleotides long. RefSeq lists its product as uncharacterized. Lineage: Eukaryota; Fungi; Ascomycota; Sordariomycetes; Xylariales; Microdochiaceae. The coding region runs from base 1 to 1368 and encodes 455 amino acids. The transcript has 4 exons. Gene Ontology annotation, cellular component: cytoplasm. The record is from RefSeq and is a predicted model, not a curated record. Gene Ontology annotation, molecular function: protein binding.